UUAAUUGAUUUAGACAAGAUUGGCUUUAUAACGCGCUGAUAUUUCGUUUCCUACGUAACUAUAACUACUCUUUUACUGUCAAAUAUGUUCUACUAGCCUUUAAACCUCCCUAGAAACCCCCAAUGCCCCUCAACACACACAGUCGCAUACACAUAUACUCAGUCACUCACCCCACGUGCCAUUGUUUAUCGUUUCCUACGUAACCAACUACUCUUUUAAUGUCAAAUAUGUGUUCUACUAGCCUUUAAACCUCCCAGAAAACCACCAAUGCCCCUCAAUACACACACAGUCACACACAGUCGCAUACACACAUAUACUCAGUCACUCACCCCUCGUACCAUUGUUUAUCGUUUCCUACGUAACCAACUACUCUUUUAAUGUCAAAUAUGUGUUCUACUAGCCUUUAAACCUCCCCAGAAAACCCCCAAUGCCCCUCAAUACACACACAGUCACACACAGUCGCAUACACACAUAUACUCAGUCACUCACCCCACGUGCUAUUGUUUAUCGUUUCCUACGUAACCAACUACUCUUUUAAUGUCAAAUAUGUGUUCUACUAGCCUUUAAACCUCCCAGAAAACCCCCAAUGCCCCUCAAUUCACACACAGUCGCAUACACACAUACUCAGUCACUCACCCCACGUACCAUUGUUUAUCGUUUCCUACGUAACCAACUACUCUUUUAAUGUCAAAUAUGUGUUUUAUUAGCCUUUAAACCUCCCAGAAAACCACCAAUGCCCCUCAAUAUACACACAGUCACACACACACACACUCACUCAAAAGCCACGUGCCAUUGUUUACACACACGAGUGGUGGGCGUGACGCAAGACCUCACUUCUUCACUCCUGUCAUCGUCUUCCAAGUCCUCAAACACACAACAACCCUGCCCAGCUAAGUAAGUGUGGUUCAGCCAUAGUGGAAGAUGUCAGCCGAGGGUCCGCCAGUCCACCUGCUGAGGGUGAUGCCGUGCAAGCAGGGGACAGUGAGGGCUGUCAGGUUCAAUGUGGAUGGCGGCUAUUGUCUCACGUGUGGCUCAGACAAGUCCAUAAAGCUGUGGAACCCUCACAAGGGGACCCUCCUGCACACCUACUCUGGGCAUGGCUAUGAAGUGUUGGAUGCCAGGGGCUCCAGCGACAACUCACUCAUAGGAUCGUGUGGCAUGGAUAAAUCUGUGAUGAUGUGGAACGUGAGCACAGGACAGUCACUGCAGAAGUUUCGUGGCCAUGCAGCAAGAGUGAACUGUGUCUGCUUCAACGAGGAGUCCACCGUCAUACUCUCUGGCUCCAUGGACGGCACUGUCAAGGUGUGGGACUUGCGUAGCCGCAGGAAUAAUCCCAUUCAGACACUGGAUGAUGCCAAGGAUUCUGUGAUGACGGUGAGCAUUUCAUCCCACCUGAUACUGACUGCAUCUCUUGACUGCUACACCAGAGUCUAUGAUCUGCGGAAUGGCCAGUUGACCUCAAAUUGCACUGGCGAGGGUGUGGUGUGUGCCUCUCUCAGUGGGGACAGCCAGUGCAUCCUGAGCUCCAGCUCCGGGUCCUCCCUAAGGCUCAUGGACAGGGAGACAGGGGAGCUCCUUGCCCAGUAUUCAGGUCAUAACAGUAAAAAUUAUAAGGUGGAAAGUUGCUUCACAGCCUCCGACACUCAUGUGAUGUCAGGCUCCGAGGACGGCUAUGUGUACUGUUGGGACCUCGUACAGUCCACACUCACCAACAAAUUAGAGCACCAAGGGUGUGAGGUGGUCUGCUCCCUGAGCCCCCACCCCUCCCAGCCCCUCCUGCUCACUGCCUCCCUGGGCCAAGUGUGGCUGUGGUCGGCACAUCCAGAGUCCUGAAGACAGUAUGGUAGACUCAGUUGCAUUAUGACUUCCUGCUGCAGUAAGGACGUUCCCCUGAUAGCCUUGUGUUUAUCAUAACUCUAUGAAAAGUUAAUCAGGGAGAUAGUGGGGAUGAAACUCAGAGAAUUUAUCUGAGAUGGUGAAUCAGUCUGACCAUUAUCGUCAUGUGGUCGUGGUCAUGCGAGUUGCCAACCUCAUACAAGGUGGGCCAUCAUGCUACCAUCAUUUUCCCCGAGACUUGUUUCAAGUUAUAUCCUUUAAUGGUAACCAGAGGACAGUUGUAUGUAACUAAAGAUUAUUUGAAAACAUAAUGGCAGUGGAGGAUGUCAGGUAGCUGACAAAUGAUAAGAAGGUGUGGAAAAGCAUGUGACAUAAUGAAUGCAAUAAGUCAUGAAGUCACUGUCUGAUGUAGGACCAUUGAUGAUUUGUGGAACCUUGCAUGUGGCCAUUGAUGAUGCUGUAAUCAUAACAAAUGUCGAGGGCUGAGUUGAUAAUGCUUGGAUACAAAACAAUUGGUGUUCAGGGAGGUAACCAUAGUUCUUCCAAACACCUCUGUUGGCAUGGGCUGAUACUGACUACUUGACUGAAACAGACCUUAGCUUGGAUGAAAAUGUUAGAAAGUCAACAGUAGACAGCCAGCUUGUCAUUGGCUGAAGUCUUUCCAUUGAUAUACAUGUGAAGAAAAAAAACUAUAGUACAUUUAAGUAGAAUGACGGUACCUGAAAAUCCAGUUUAUAAUGUACGUAUACUAAUAUAAUGAUUUAAAACUAAAUUUAUAAAACCCCAGAUUUUCCAAUCAUCCUAUUUAUUACCCUAACAUGAGUAAAAUAUGACAUUAGUUUCCAUGGAACAUAAAUAUUUGUGGAAAGGUCAAAUCUUUGUAAAUCAUAUCCAAAUUAGUCCUCAUGGAGCUAAAAGUAUCUAUUCAAAUGUAAAGAUAAAGUUUGGGGCAUACACUAUAGCUGCAGGUGGCCCUGGGACUUAUCUUCAUCCCACUGACCUACUGCCCACUGGCUGGGAUUUGAACCCAGGCCUGCAGAUUAGUAGCUAGGUGUACUGACCACUUCAUCUCAGGGGGGCAUUCCCCAGUAUUCAGGAGUGGUCAAAAUCUUAAGACUACCACAUAUCUUAAUGCUUAUACUAUAAUGAAAGACAAAUAUUAUUCAGGUUUUAUUUGUGCAAACUGAAUUUUCAAGACAAUAACAAACCUUUCCUAUAUAGUAUAUGAUUGAUUGAGGGUGACUGUUAGAGCAGGUGAAAUUAGGAAGACAGUAAGAAGUAUGUAACUUAUGUGCAAUAUAUAGAUACUACAAACAACUUCAGACACUGAAGUAACUAAUUACAACUAUUUUAUGACAUAAGAGUAUUGACAUUUUGAAACAGGAAGUACUGUAGAUACUGAUGCUUUUAGAGUUACUUCAAAAAUCGGCUAAAUGUUCAAUGCGCUUAAUUUCACCUGCUAGACAACCUGAACGCCAUGUUUUUAUUCACCAUUUUCACAAUACCCAAAAGUUAACGUAUGAAGCCACUGAUACUUAACAAUUUAUUUCAGUAUCUUCCUCUAGUAAUGAAAGACCAAUAGCCAGCUGGGUAGCCACUCCAGAAGCUUAAGAAACAUUGCAGCAGCUUACAGAUCAAUGCAUUCAGUAACCAACCUCUGCACCAUAUUGGCAGAAGGUAAACUUUGUCAAGAUCAAGCAUGUCAUUCAUUAUAUGCUCUGGAAAAAGCUGGUCUGUUUAAGUAUUCUUUAAUAGGCUCAUCAUACUGUACCACUGCAAGUUAUCAAGUCAACAAUAACUAAAUUUCAAGCAGCAACCCCAGCAAACAAAUCCAACCCACAAAAAAAUUCAAUAAUGUUCCAAAGAAUAUAUAUAAACACCCUCAAACAGCAUAAGCCAAAGUACUCUAGCUUGUAUUGACCGUCUUAGCCAUAUGGAAAAUUCCCCUUUUCACACACUAUAUCAACAAACAAAAGAAUAUUAAUGAAGCACAGUACUGGGAGAGGGAGGUAAGGUCUGCUGAAUAAUGCCAGUGAGUUUUGAGCAGCCCUGAGUCGGGGGUGCUGGUCCUGGGCUGGGUACUGGUGGGGGUGUAGUUUUGUCUCGAACAGAGCAUGGGGGGGGGGGGGGGGGGUA
Molecule: messenger RNA, 3972 nt
Organism: Eriocheir sinensis (Chinese mitten crab)
Lineage: Eukaryota; Metazoa; Arthropoda; Malacostraca; Decapoda; Varunidae
Product: WD repeat domain-containing protein 83-like
Exons: 8
Coding region: 922-1833 (303 amino acids)
Biological process (GO): mRNA splicing, via spliceosome
Cellular component (GO): catalytic step 2 spliceosome
Molecular function (GO): protein binding
Source: RefSeq, a predicted model, not a curated record